CUUGCGCUGUUCCUUACAGCAAUUUUGGGGUAAUCCACAUUGGUAACGAAUGUAGUCUACCAGGGACAAUGAUAUCAGACACUUUCAAACAAACAAGCUGACUGCAAACUAUUGGACUUCCAAGUUUAAGUUUCAUAUAACUCUCACAGCUGGUUGAUUGGGAAAUCCUAUCGCAUAGACCAUGCCUCAUCACUACAGCUUGCAGAUCCUAAGCUUGCUUUUUACCAUCUUGUGCUCCACCACCCAAGCAGACUUAGAAACGAAAAUAUCCCCCUCGAUUUUCUACGUUGGGCUGUCCCAGUCUCUGACUGUCGAAUGCUUUUACAGCAGUGAGAAUGCUUCCACUUGGACAUCCCUGGUAUCAUUGUCUCUGCACCAUUCCAACAGUAGCAGCGACCCCAAAUAUAAAGAAAUAGUAACCUUCAGCAGCUUUGACUCACAGAUUCAUAGAUACAUGUCGCACAAGUCUGACUUUCAAGUUUCUGGGGCCUUAAAUAAUGCAGCCGGGUCUUUCUUGCGCAUCAAGUGGGACUUCCCGAAACUCAACAGAACCGGUGCGUACAAGUGCGAAGCCAUUGGACUCAAUCGAACGGGGAAACCCGAAGCAUCGUACAGCAUUUCGCUCGUCUCAAGCGCGCAUCCGACUCUCGAACUGGUUUUGGAUGAGUUUAAACUUUUAGCUGCCCAAGUGGAUCAGCAGGUGUCAGAAAAGAAUGAAAAAGACGCGAUCCUCGCUGAACUCCAGCAGAAGGUCAAAUAUCUUUUUGCUAACGUGGACUAUCUUCAGAACGAAUUGAAAUCAAUGAGACAGGCAGACAGUCAUUCGUUCUGCCUCUCUAGAGCGAUCUUGAAGCUGCUCCGACAGAUUCUGCAUAUGGUUAACUCUUUCACGCUGAGUGCAUUGUCAGCUCUAGAAUCUUUUCUAAAGAAACCAUAAUUAACAUGAAUGCUAAUUGCAAACUGAAACUAUCAUACUAUACACUACUAUUGCACUGAGGGCUAAAUAGUAGCUAUAUUUCGUUGUACGAUCGGUAUAUACUAUAGGUGACUGUUUACUUCAAUAAAUCAAGUGAAAAAACUACAAGUUGGCGAUAACAACUGAUAAGGUUUAUUUGUAAACACAAGAGGAUUUAUUAAUAUUACCCUGUUUUCAAAAAAUUCCUUGCAAUGAAUUGACUAAAUCUAGAAGCCAGUUAAGUGUCUUUGUUAAUAGCCACAAUAUGAAUCUCAAGGAAUUAUAAACUUAGGGUUUGGGAGGUAUAUACAACCAGAUUGCCGUUACAGCUUUUAAUCUUUAUUUCAUUAAGAAAUAUUUCGCAUCACA
This is a messenger RNA of Biomphalaria glabrata, 1324 nucleotides long. RefSeq lists its product as uncharacterized. The transcript has 3 exons. Lineage: Eukaryota; Metazoa; Mollusca; Gastropoda; Planorbidae. The record is from RefSeq and is a predicted model, not a curated record. The coding region runs from base 182 to 937 and encodes 251 amino acids.